Messenger RNA from Marchantia polymorpha subsp. ruderalis, 2198 nucleotides. The record is from the annotation of a GenBank genome assembly. NCBI's taxonomy places the organism in Eukaryota, Viridiplantae, Streptophyta, Marchantiopsida, Marchantiales, Marchantiaceae.
UCACUGAAGCAGACACCACCACCGUACGUGGACUUAAGGGAGGGGAUCCAUUGCAUGGCGAUACAGCGGCAACAAGAUAUUUGCUGCUCAAGAUUUGAUGAGCUCUCCUUGGAAACUCUCAGGUGUGUCAUCGCUCUUUGAGCCCUUCUCAGGUUUACCGCUGAAAUUACAUGAACAGUCCCCUAAUGACCAACGAGAGUUGCCCAGCGCACACCUUGCAUGCAAGCCCAACGGGCCUAAAACGAUGCUGAGCUCCGCGAGGUAGAAUCUCAUCAUUGCUUUGCAGAGAGGUCUGCCCUGCAAUGAAACUUAUGAUCUUGAGUGACAAGUAAUAUCGCUGCAUGUAUGCAUAGAUCUGGCUCAUAUCUCGUUCCUCAUCCUCAUCCAACAUGGAAGUCCCCGAGAAAGCCAAACGCACUAUGUCUCACAAUUAUCUUUGUCCUUCCUUCAAUGCGGCAGGCUGAGUGACCGCCACAUGAUGUAAGAACGAAAAAGCCUGAUCAUUUCCCAAUCGUCCGCGUGGUGCACUGUAGAUUCAUAUUCUUCGUCCUCCCUUUCCGUUCCUGCUGACUUCCUUCCAUGGCGACUCUCCCUUGUACUGCAGGCUUGUUUCUCUGCCCCCAAUCUCCUCCGUGUCUGGAGUACAGAAUGGAUCAUUUUCUGCAUGCCCUUUGACCAACCAUGCACUCCUCUGCCUCCAGCCCAGGCCCCUACCCACCCCCACCAUAACCUAUCAACAGUAGGCUCAGACCUACACCUAUACCCCACUCCCCCUCCCACUCCGGUCACAUUUACCUUUCUCUACUUUUGAGAACUGGGUCGUACUUUCACCUAUCCUCCGUCUCGCAUGUAGAUAGUACCUCGCCUCGUUGUACUGGUUACAAUCGCAUCGGUACCUCGCAUCUCUGUACGUUCUAUUCACCCAUUUCGACGCUCAGAGUCUUUUCAUAUUGUUUUCCCUGUUUUCUGUCUUCAGUUCCCGAAUGUAGACGUUUUGUCCUUAAAAUUAACAUCCUUAACUGACUGCACACAUGAUCAUGAGUCUCUGAUCCUCAUACAGGCUGGACAGACAUACUCCAGUCCAUUUUCCCUGACUGGGAUCUCACCAUGAUUCUACACGUUGUGGAAUGAUGCUCAUUCUCCCCAUAACUAAUGCUUCAGCCCAUCUCCCCAUAAUGGGUCUCUUAAAAGUUUCAUAUCCACACUAUCCCCUUGUCCAUUGCUAAUCUUGAGAUUUAGGCAUCUUCGUUGAGUACACCUAGAGUUUUGGACGCGCCUUCAUGAUGGGAAGAUGUCUUGGUGUCGAUAAAGCUGUAAUGCACAGGUUUCCCUGUUCUCCUCCAUUCGUAGUGUGUGAGGUGAGUUGUAUCUUAAUUCUUGCCUUUGGGCUUCACGCGUAACCUAAAAGGUAAAUGAAGAUAAAGUAAUCUCCACAUGAUGAUGAUGACGAAUAUCUACAUGUUUGACCUAACAAGGUUUACAAUGAAGAGAGUCAACCAAGCAUCAGCCCACGUUGGCAGUAGGACUUCGUACCAACUGAGAAUUGAAAGCUACGUUGAAGUGGGUGAGUUACAGAGAGGGGAGCAUAUGGUGCAAUCAAAAGGGCCGAUGCUUCUGUCUGGAAGAUAAAUCUGAUAUGCUUAUCCGUAAAUCCCAUGAGACUCUCUCUGUCGCUCGAAGACAGUCUGUACUACCAUGUCGACCUCGAACCCUCAGAGCCCCUCUCAAAUCACUCAGUAGAUCGUAUUAAGCAGGUGAAGCCCAGUCUGUGUGUGGGGUUUUUUCCCUUCUCUUAUACAUCAUCAAUACAAGAACGGACAGUAGUAAAGUCGGGUACGACUGUCCUCUUCUCUUACCUGUACUGUAUAGGUGUAGUUGCAUCAUACCAUAAACGUCGAGAAAAUGAGUGUUUGCCCGCCUACCUUUCUCUCCCAGGAACCUUCGGCGUUGCUAUACGCCUGCAUGAAAAUAGCAGAAUUAAUCUUUGAUUUCUGGGGGAAGUUGAAGAGGUAAAGCUUUUUCCUGCGGGAAAGAUGAUGUUAGAGGAGAUCCACGGGCAACGUCGACAUACAUCGUGAGUUGUUGAUCGUGAUGAAGAAAGCUCAACAUUUUUAGGAUCCCUGAACUCUGAACAUAAGAGUACAUACCAGUUGUAAAAUCUACCAGCUCUUCUCUUAUUGUUAUUUUUCUAUAUCUAC